UCGUAAGUCGACGUCGCAAUGUACGAGUCAAAUAAAUAUAUACUUUUAAAUCCAUUUUUUUAAAAUUUGCUCGUUCAAUCGUCAACGAACGAAAAUUUGAAUAUCGAACGGACCAAUCAGAGGGGGGCUCGCCGAGUCGCGUCCGUUGAGGCGCCAACGUUGAAGUCGCCGUGAGGGGGUCCAGCGAGCAGAGAUGGAGAAGAACAACCAGGAGAAGCAUUUGGAAGUGUGCGAUGACAUCAUCAGCUUUUUCACAAGUGAUCUCAAACCCAAGGAGAACAUGGACAUGGCCUUGGAAAUGCAGCGGAACAUGAUGGAGAAUUGGGUGGUGCAGAGCGAGGAGGCCAUCCAAGCGCUGAAAGACAAGAAUACGCUGAAGAUGGCGCGGGAGGAGAUGAUGCUGGCGACGAAUGACCUCGGUACGGCGAAGCGGGAGCUGGAGCAGGUGAAUGCCGAGCUGCAGCAGAAGCUGCAGGAGCGGGAGGAGCAGCGGCAGGCGCUGGCUCGCUGCCUGGCCGAACUUGAGGAGAUGAAGAACUUGGAGAAGGAGCUGAAGCUCCAAGAGGAGGACAUCACGGUGGAGUUGACCGACGUCAUCCCCAGCACCAAGUACAUGGUUCACCUCAUGUCCAAGCUGACGCUCGUGCGCUUCGACUACGAUGCUGACCCUGCAAUCGUCAAGGGAGUGGUGGGGAACAAGACGGGCGUGCAGCCCUUCGAGUUGGACACACGCCAGCACAGCCGCUCCUUCAUCGUCAACUACCUGUGGAGCCUCGUGGACUCGGUCUGGUAGUGUCCAGCCGCCGAACUCGACCGUCGAACCGGAGGAGCAGUCCCGCUUGAACACUACCACUACCACCAUUGUCGUCGUACGUAGUCAACCGCGCUAAUCGGAUGUGCCGAGGGAAGGACGACAACACGAUGGGUCUCUGUGUGAGUCUAUGGGUCUCUGUGUGAGUCUAUGGGUCUCUGUGUGAGUCUAUGGUUCUGUGUGUGAGUCUGUGGGUCUCUUGUGAGUCUGUGGGUAUCUGUGUGAGUCUAUGGGUCUCGUGUGAGUCUAUGGGUCUGAGUGAGUCUAUGGGUCUCUGUGUGAGUCUAUGGGUCUCUGUGUGAGUUUAUGGGUCUCUUUGCGAGUCUAUUGGUCUCUGUGUGAGUCUAUGGGUCUCUUUGCGAGUCUAUGGGUCUCUGUGUGAGUCUAUAGGUCUGUGUGAGUCUAUGGGUCUCUGUGUAAGUCUAUGGGUCUCUGUGUGAGUCUAUGGGUCUGUGUGAGUCUAUGGGUCUCAUGUGAGUCUAUGGGUCUCUGUACGAGUCUUUUGUAUGUAUGUACGUGUGUAGAACUUCUCUCGCAAGCGUACGUAGCCAACCGCGCUCAUGGGGGGUGCGGGGGUAAGGACAGCAAACUAAACACGACAACGAGCAGUUCUGAAGAAUUAGUUUGUCAAUCUCGAUGAUACUCUUUGGUUCUUUAGGUAAAGUCACGUAGGUAGAAAAUAAAUCACGACGUUUCGGGCGCAACACAACCGUCCGUCAUCAGGUGGGAAGGCAUGGUCUGCUGCUGAGGCAGACUGUUUAAAAGGUUUGAAACGGGUGUAGCCCAAAGGUCAUAAAGAAGUGGCUGGGGCUGGUGAUGUUAAUGUGAGAGAUUAGCAUGAUGCUAAUGUGAUGAAUUAGCAUGUAACUGGGUACGGAAGUGGCUAUGUUAAUGUGAGAGAUUAGCAUGAUGUUAAAGUGAGAGAUUAGCAUGUAACUGGGCACAGAAGUGGCUAUGUUAAUGUGAGAGAUUAGCAUGAUGUUAAAGUGAGGAAUUAGCAUGUAACUGGGCACGGAAGUGGCUAUGUUAAUGUGAGAGAUUAGCAUGAAAUAACAGCUAAUUUCUCACAUUAACAUCACUUGCCCCAGCCACAUCUUUAUGACCUUUGGGCUACACCAGGGGUCGGCAACCUACGGCUCCGGAGCCGCAUGCGGCUCUUUACAGGCUGCUUCUUGACGAUAUGUACAGUAUGUACUCAGAUGCAUUGCGGCUCUUGAAAUACUGAAUUUUGUACCGAAUUGGAAAGAAAUGGCUCUUCUUGUUAUUUUGGUUGCCGACCCCUGGGCUACACCCAUUUCAGACCUUUAAAACAGUCUGCAUCAGCAGCAGGCCACGCCUUCCCACCUGAUGACGAACGCUUGUGCUGCGCCCGAAACGUCGUUAUUUAUUUUAUUUUCUGCCUACGUGACUUUACCGAAAGAACCAAAGAGCAUGGAUUCCUGCAGUAGUCACGAAAGCUUCAAAUCCAAAUCUCGAUGAUGGUUUAAAAGUGCGGCAUGGCUCCCAGCGGCUUCCUAAUACCAGAGAGGAAGAACAUUCCAGACGGCCGCAGAAGCGCCACGCGACGCAGCGACCGUCUUUGUUCGAUGGCGAGCCAGCGGCGGGUUGUCAUCGAUACGCCGCCGGACGGAGUCUCGCAAAGUAGCAGUCCUCCUGGUACCUGCAAACGAGCAUCAUUCCCUCUCGGCAAUGUAAACUGCCUAAGCCCAUUUAUACCAAGUCAACAUUUUUAAAGUAAAUUUACGUUCGAUCGUUUGAUGUCUUUAACUUUUGUUAAGUUCUGUGAUACUGUACAUAAGUCUCGCGUGUUUCUAAUCCCAAACAUCGUGCAUCUCUCGGUGGUUCUUUACGGAAUGUACAAAUGUUAUUUGUAUAAAUAUGUGUGUGUGUGCUUCUGUCAACGAUGCUGCUUCAGCAGUGUUUCUGAACUUAAAAUGUGCAGGCUUUUUGUCAAUUUCGCUACCGGAUGAAGGUUUUCUCGUGCCAUGUCGGCCGUGGGCGGUUGUCUGGCCAUACUUCACCACGCUGGUCAGUGCGGGUUUGGAACGUGGCACAGGUCCGGAAGUGAUGUCGGUAUCACUUGCCACCGAUGGUUAGCUAUGCCCAGGAAGCGAACCCAGGCGACCGCGGUUCACAGCUCAGCAUGCUAAGCCACCGCUCGGUGUAUAAACGGGAGUUAUAAACAUUAAUGUGUUGGGAACAACAUGUUCUGGAUCACUCGCUGCCAAAUGUUGGUCAAUAACUUGCCCGUUUAUUCCCAAUACAUUUUGGAAGGCGAUAUUUACCCAUCGCCGCAAUCAUCUUGGCCGCACUAAACAGCUACUAGAGAGGGGGGCGGGCAUGCUAACUGCCUUGGUAGUACUGUGUUUUUUUAUUUUAGUACGCUCAGUUUCUGUCACUGCGAAGGCCUCUUCAUGCUUGGGACGGCACGUGCGUUACUAUUAGGAUUGUAUAAUGCCGUGGUCUGUUAGUGUGGCCUGCACAAGGUAAUUGAAAUAUUGCUCAGCCACUUGUAAGAAAAAAUGUUCCCCCACCCCAGUUCUCAAAAGAACUGGCCCCAUGGAGUCUCCACAUUGACACGUGACUAAUUACACACCGCUCCUAAACUCACAAUUUACAAUAAAGUUAUGCAUUUGUUAGGUGCACCUGUUGUGGCUUGGCACUUGUGUUGAGUUUUGUACGACUUGAGUGUACGUGCAACGCGCUUAUUCUAUUCCCGACGUGUCUGUAAUAAAAACGUUUCACUACUUAAA
Molecule: messenger RNA, 3564 nt
Organism: Lethenteron reissneri (Far Eastern brook lamprey)
Lineage: Eukaryota; Metazoa; Chordata; Hyperoartia; Petromyzontiformes; Petromyzontidae
Gene: SPC24
Product: SPC24 component of NDC80 kinetochore complex
Biological process (GO): chromosome segregation
Cellular component (GO): Ndc80 complex
Molecular function (GO): microtubule binding
Source: RefSeq, a predicted model, not a curated record